Molecule: messenger RNA, 1043 nt
Organism: Glycine soja
Lineage: Eukaryota; Viridiplantae; Streptophyta; Magnoliopsida; Fabales; Fabaceae
Product: two-component response regulator ORR9-like
Exons: 5
Coding region: 286-849 (187 amino acids)
Biological process (GO): phosphorelay signal transduction system; cytokinin-activated signaling pathway
Source: RefSeq, a predicted model, not a curated record
UGUUUUUCAAUUCAAAAAUCAACCCCAGAAGAUCCGCCAGAUUCUUGAUGAAAUCUGUCGGAUCUUGCUUUCCAAACUGUCAGAUUUCCUUGGUGGAUUUUUGUAUCCUUCUUGACCAUGAUGUGUGCCCCCUUUUAAAAUGUGCAUGCCACCCUCCUUCAUCUUCAUCACAUCACUUUUCACCCUUCUAUUCUUAUUCAUUUAUCUCUUCCUCCUUCUUUUUUUCUGUUAUUCUCCCUUGCUUCCUUUGUUUUUGGCUUGCAUUUUCAUAUCAGCAUAAAAAUCAUGGGUAUGGCUGCAGAAGCUCAGUUCCAUGUUCUGGCUGUUGAUGAUAGCCUUAUUGACAGAAUGUUGAUUGAGAGGCUCCUCAAAACCUCUUCCUUUCAUGUUACUGCUGUGGAUUCUGGUAGUAAGGCUUUGAAGUUUCUUGGUUUGGUUGAAGAGAAGAGAAAUGAGGAGCCUCCUCCCUGUAUUGCUCUAGAAUCCCAUCAGGAUGUAGAAGUAAACCUGAUCAUAACUGAUUACUGUAUGCCAGAAAUGACUGGCUAUGAUCUGCUGAGAAAGAUCAAGGAAUCUAAAUCUCUUAAAGACAUACCAGUGGUGAUUAUGUCCUCAGAGAAUGUCCCAGCAAGGAUUAACAGAUGCCUAGAAGAGGGAGCUGAUGAAUUCUUUCUGAAACCAGUUCAACAGUCAGAUGUAAACAAGCUGAGGCCACAUUUGAUGAAAUCAAAAGUUAAGGAUGGGGAAGACCAACAAAUCAGUAACAAAAGGAAAGAAACAGAAGAAAGCCAUUCCCCAGAUAAAACUAGGACAAAAAUGGAGCCUCAAAAAGUGGUUAAUUUCAGUUAAAAAUUGAUUAUAAUUGAUACAUCAUAGAUGUUCCCUAGAAAAUUUUCCUAUCCUCUGUCUCACCAACUAACUAGUGAGAAGAGUAGAUGGCAUCUCAAUCAUACUAAAGAAAUGUGUAGUAUAGGCCCCUGACAUUAAACAGAAUUUCAUUUCAAAUUCAAUUUUGUCUGACAUAUAAAUUAUAAAUUGUUUCA